This is a messenger RNA of Aspergillus tubingensis, 876 nucleotides long. RefSeq names its product protein-transporting protein BCP1. The transcript has 3 exons. NCBI's taxonomy places the organism in Eukaryota, Fungi, Ascomycota, Eurotiomycetes, Eurotiales, Aspergillaceae. Gene Ontology annotation, cellular component: nucleus. The record is from RefSeq and is a predicted model, not a curated record. Bases 1 to 876 code for a protein of 291 amino acids.
AUGGUCAAGCGCAAGGAACUCAAAGACAAUGAUGUCGAGAUGUCGGGGACGGAUCCCCGCGUCGACGGCGACGACUCCGACGAGGACAUGGACAUGGUCAACGUCGACUUCGAAUGGUUCGACCCUCAACCAGCCGUCGAUUUCCACGGUCUGAAGAACCUCCUCCGUCAGCUCUUCGACACCGACGCCCAGAUCUUCGACAUGUCCGCUUUGGCCGAUUUGAUCCUCUCGCAACCUCUGCUUGGUUCGACUGUUAAAGUUGAUGGGAAUGAGUCGGAUCCGUAUGCGUUCUUGACUGUGCUGAAUCUUCAGGAGCACAAGGAUAAACCCGUCAUCAAAGACCUCACAGCCUACCUCCAGCGCAAAGCCAACGCCACACCGACACUCGCGCCCUUGGCCCAACUCCUCUCCCAAACGCCCAUCCCGCCCAUUGGCCUGAUCCUGACGGAACGUCUCAUCAACAUGCCUGCGGAGGUCGUACCGCCCAUGUACACGAUGUUGCAAGAGGAGAUCGAUUGGGCGAUCAAGGACAAGGAGCCGUACAGUUUCACGCAUUACUUGGUUGUGUCGAAGACGUACGAAGAGGUGGAGUCGAAGCUAGAUGCGGAGGAGUCGCGGCCGCAGAAGAAGAAGAAGAAGGCUGCGGGUGGGGAGAAGGCCGAGCGGUUUUUCUUCCAUCCUGAGGAUGAGGUUCUGGAAAGACACGCUGUGUGUGUUGGGCCUGUGGAGUAUACGCAUAAGGCUGAGGAGGGGUUGUCGGAUUCGAAGCGCGCGUUCCAGGAUCUGGGUAUCGUGACGAAGGGGAGUCUCAUUUUGUUGGAGGCGAGUAAGUUGGAUGGGGCGGUUAAGGAUAUGGCGGAGUAUUUUAAGCCAUAG